GGUGGGACGAGAAGCGCGGCGGUAGGUGCAGCUGACGAGGUUGCCGCUGAUGAGGGGGCCAUAUACAUAUACAUACGGAGCCGCACGUUGAUGUUGUCCGGAAGAACAGUGAUUUGGAAAAGCGCUAUAUUUACCCAGCGAUUCGCGAAACAAAACAAAAAAAAUUGUAUUCUCACAAUAGCGGUCUACAACAGCGGCGGAUCCGGCGAGCGGGAGAACUGUAACGAUCGAAAAAAUGGCUGUGCCAACGGAGAACGUCAUAAAUACGAAUCUCGAUGAUCCGGUAACGAAGGCGGUGGUCGAUAAUAUAAUGGGGAACCUGCCAACGAAGAAGCCUCUUGUACGAUGCGAAGACUGCGACCUUUCGUUCACGAGCCAGGCGGUGUUAGAUACGCACUUACAAGGCGCACGUCAUGCUAAACAGGUAAGGUCUAAGAAUAUAAUGGCAACCCUUGAGGAAACAAAGAUCUCAUUUACCAAGGAUGAGGAGACGAAUGGGCUCAAGUGCAACGUAUGUAAUGUGUGCCUGAACUCUAUUCAGCAGUUACAGACACAUCUCAAUGGGAGCCGCCAUAAAAAGAAAUUAAUGAGAGGUGAAUGGGAUGGCAAAGAGGUUGUCACCCAAGGUGCCUCAUUGAAAUCAACUGGUAGUGCGCAACAAUCUUCUCCCAAACUAAGGAUUCCCAAAACGGAUUUGCUUACCUGCGAUAUAUGUAACAAGUUCUUCAACUCGCGAUCUCAAUACAAUGUGCAUAUGAGUUCGGAGAAACAUGCUGACAAAGUGAAGAGAUCUAAGGAUCCAUAUAAAGGAUUUCCAUAUCCAUAUCGGAAAAAACCAAAACGAAAUUUGUCUCCCAAAGAACAGAUACCGUCUUUGUCAAACAGUUUUGUAUCAGGUUUUACAUAUCAACCAUAAGUUACAUAAUUUGCACAUUUUAUUUUGAAUUACAUAUUACAAAAGUGUUUCAAAUAUCCUAUUAACUAAUAAACACAUAUGAUUAUAUAAA
This is a messenger RNA of Monomorium pharaonis (pharaoh ant), 1007 nucleotides long. RefSeq names its product zinc finger protein 346. Gene Ontology annotation, molecular function: nucleic acid binding; zinc ion binding. The transcript is spliced from 6 exons. The record is from RefSeq and is a predicted model, not a curated record. Bases 236 to 916 code for a protein of 226 amino acids. Lineage: Eukaryota; Metazoa; Arthropoda; Insecta; Hymenoptera; Formicidae.